Molecule: messenger RNA, 1905 nt
Organism: Benincasa hispida (wax gourd)
Lineage: Eukaryota; Viridiplantae; Streptophyta; Magnoliopsida; Cucurbitales; Cucurbitaceae
Gene: ATSPO11-1
Product: Spo11/DNA topoisomerase VI, subunit A protein
Biological process (GO): meiotic DNA double-strand break processing; reciprocal meiotic recombination; meiotic DNA double-strand break formation
Cellular component (GO): nuclear chromosome
Molecular function (GO): DNA binding; ATP binding; DNA topoisomerase type II (double strand cut, ATP-hydrolyzing) activity
Source: RefSeq, a predicted model, not a curated record
GAGGAAGCUUGGAGAGAAUUGACAUUCUGAGAAAAAUCAAAGAGCUAACAAGAUCUAUGAUCGUCGAACUGAGCAAUGGAAGCUCCAAGAUGAUCGCCAUCGAUCGUUUCAAAAGUUACUGCACCAAUUCCCUUGAAAACUGGUCUCCUGGAUCGUAUCGGAGGCCAAAUCAAUCGUCGCUAACAAAAUCCUGCAACAAAUAAGUUUGUUGUAGGUUCAAUUUAUCUGAAGGGAAGGAGAUUCUAACACUUCAAAGGGAAAGCCAUGUCCGCAGACUAGAUGUCUUGCUUAGAGUUCUACUCAUUAUUCAGCAGCUUCUGCGAGAAAAUAGACAUAGCUCAAAGAGAGAUAUAUAUUAUAUGCAUCCCUCUGUAUUUACAGGUCAAGCUAACCCACCGUUUUGUUCUAAGAUAUAACAUCUUUCAACGAUUAAUUAGCAGUCCAGUUCAGAAGAAUCGAAUUUCAACACAUCCUUCAAAUUUAUGUUUUCAGCAAGUUUGUGGCAGGAGAUUUUCUGAGCAUUUCCUUGUUUUGCUGUAUAAUGACGAAUAUUUUGCAGAUCAAUCAGUCGUUGACCGGGCAAUCAAUGAUAUCUGCAUUCUUUUGCAAUGUAGCCGGCAUAAUCUGAAUGUGGUUUCUGUUGGUAAUGGGUUGGUGAUGGGUUGGUUGAGGUUCUCAGAAGCUGGCUGGAGAUUUGAUUGCAUAAAGAAGCCUAACAGUGCCCACUUUAUUCCUGUUCAAGUUGAAGAAGUCACAGAUAUUGCUAGUCCUGCGGAUUACAUACUCGUUGUUGAGAAAGAAUCAGUUUUUCAGCGUUUGGCAAAUGAUCGGUUCUGCAGCAAAAACCGGUGCAUUGUAAUCACGGGACGUGGAUAUCCAGAUGUUCCCACUAGAAGGUUUUUGCGGCUUCUCGUUGAUGUUUUGGCCUUGCCUGCAUUUUGUUUGGUAGAUUGUGAUCCAUAUGGUUUUGACAUUCUGACAACAUAUCGAUUCGGUUCUAUGCAAAUGGCCUACGAUGCGAAGUAUCUCAGAAUCCCACAACUACACUGGCUUGGAGCUUUUGCUUCAGAUUCUGAGAAAUACAAUCUACCAGAACAAUGUCUCAUCCCAUUGACUUUGGAGGACACGAGGAGAACUGAAGCUUUGUUAAAGAGAUGCUACUUGCGGAGAGAGGUACCACAUUGGAGGUUGGAGUUGGACUCAAUGCUGCAAAGAGGUGUGAAAUUUGAGAUAGAAGCAUUAUCUGUGCACAAUAUUUCCUUUUUGUCAGAGAAGUAUUUACCAUCCAAAAUAGAAAGUGAACUAACUGGUAAAUUCUAGGUGAUUGUUAGACCCAUACACUCUUCCAACAUUAGUAGUACUUUUACCCAGAUCAUGGAUCUUUCAUGCGAAUGAUUAGGUUUAAGUCAAAGAUGGUGAAACUGAAUGGAGUUCUUCUGAUGUACACUGUUAGAGUAGGACAAAUUCCUCGAAUUUUUCCAGCAAUUAGGGGAAGCUUGAAUUCAUAAAUUGAUGGGCAAUUUUCUUUGAAGGGUGUAAGUAGACAUAUGACAAAAGAGAUUAAAAUGAUCAAAACCAACAAAACUGAUCAUUCAAAUCCAUCUGAAUCGAAAUGUUUGGCCUUUUUUUCCCAGAUAUUAUAGUUCAUAUCAAAUUAUAAGUUUAGUCUGAGCAUUCAAGUUAGUGUUUAAAAAGUUAGAGUCCCGUUUGAUAACCAUUUUGUUUUAUGUAUUUUAAAAUUAAGUCUAUGGACACUACUAACAGCUCCAAAUUUCUUUCUUUGUUAUCUACUUUUCAUAAAAACCAAACUAAAUUUUGGGAAUUAAAAAAGUAACUUUCAAAAAGUUAUUUAUGUUUUUGGAAUUUGGCUUAAAAUUCAACCAUUGAACUUAAGAAAGUUGCAAA